AUGGUGCUGGAAGGAAACCCUGACGUGGGAUCCUCUCAAACCUUGGACCUCCAGCACCCAGGGAACAAGGGCUCUUUCAUCCUCUCUUCUCCUGGUGAAGACGCACUGCCAGGCGAGGAACCCAUCAAGUAUGGUGAACUCAUCGUCCUGGGAUGCUGUAAGGAAGGAAGGAAGGAAACCGAGGCUCAGAGAGGGGAAGUGACUGGCCCAAGGGCACACAGCUGCUACAAUGGGUGUCUGGCAAAUGGGGACAAGGGCCGCCGCCGAAGCCGCCUGGCACUGAGCCGCCGGCCACAUGCCAACGGAGUGAAGCCAGACGUCCUGCACCACAUCUCCACACCACUGGUCUCCAAGGCCCUGAGUAACCGAGGCCAGCAUAGCAUCUCGUACACACUGUCCCGGAGCCACUCAGUCAUAGUGGAGUACACACAUGACAGCGACACAGACAUGUUCCAGAUUGGCCGCUCUACCGAAAACAUGAUCGACUUUGUGGUAACAGACACAUCUCCUGGCGGAGGAGCCACAGAGGGCCCUUCGGCCCAAAGUACCAUCUCCCGCUAUGCCUGCCGCAUCCUCUGUGACCGCCAGCCACCCUAUACUGCCCGCAUCUAUGCUGCUGGCUUUGAUGCUUCUAGCAACAUUUUUCUUGGAGAGCGGGCAGCCAAAUGGAGGACUCCUGAUGGUCUGAUGGAUGGCCUGACAACCAACGGGGUCCUGGUGAUGCACCCAGCAGGUGGCUUCUCCGAGAACUCUGCCCCAGGUGUCUGGAGGGAGAUUUCUGUCUGCGGGAAUGUGUACACAUUGCGGGAUAGCCGCUCAGCCCAGCAGCGGGGGAAGCUGGUGGAAAACGAAUCCAACGUCCUGCAAGAUGGUUCGCUCAUCGACCUAUGUGGGGCCACACUGCUGUGGCGCACUCCAGCAGGGUUGCUGAGGGCACCCACACUGAAACAACUGGAGGCCCAGCGACAGGAGGCCAACGCAGCACGGCCCCAGUGUCCCGUGGGCCUCAGCACCUUGGCCUUCCCCAGUCCAGCCCGUGGCCGCACAGCACCUGACAAGCAACAGCCCUGGGUCUACGUCCGCUGUGGUCAUGUCCAUGGCUACCAUGGUUGGGGCUGCCGGAGGGAGCGAGGCCCUCAAGAGCGCGAGUGUCCUCUGUGCCGCCUUGUGGGACCCUACGUGCCCCUGUGGCUCGGCCAGGAGGCUGGUCUCUGCCUGGACCCUGGGCCACCCAGCCACGCUUUUGCACCCUGUGGCCAUGUCUGUUCUGAGAAGACUGCCCGUUACUGGGCCCAGACGCCACUGCCGCACGGCACCCAUGCUUUCCAUGCGGCCUGCCCCUUUUGUGGGGCUUGGCUCACUGGUGAGCAUGGCUGUGUCCGCCUAAUUUUCCAGGGGCCGCUGGACUAG
Arvicola amphibius (Eurasian water vole) is the source of this 1410-nucleotide messenger RNA. RefSeq names its product pellino E3 ubiquitin protein ligase family member 3 (gene Peli3). Lineage: Eukaryota; Metazoa; Chordata; Mammalia; Rodentia; Cricetidae. The coding region runs from base 1 to 1410 and encodes 469 amino acids. Gene Ontology annotation, biological process: protein K63-linked ubiquitination; regulation of Toll signaling pathway. The record is from RefSeq and is a predicted model, not a curated record. The transcript has 7 exons. Gene Ontology annotation, molecular function: protein binding; ubiquitin protein ligase activity.